AUGUUCGGCUAUGGUGGGCAAGCAAAACCCCCGCGGCCGCCUGGGUCGAAGUGGCGAUGGCGGGACCAAGUCAUGACGGGCCUUUACGCGUUUGACAAUGGGGCGGAAUCGUCUCCCGCGUGCAGCACCGCUGCGACGGUUGAGAUGACCUCGGCCGAGAAGCUCACAGCAUGGGCCCAGUCGCUCGGCAAACCGCUGCGCUGCACAUCGUGCCGGUUGCGAAUCCAAAUGACGGAAAAAACAGUCAUGUACCACCUGAUAUCGAAAUAUCGUGUUGGGGACGCCUCGGAGAGACGUUUUGCUCUCAUUUUUCCUGUCAGUGGUUGCGGUGCGGCCCUGACGUCACUUUUGGCGCGCAUCAAUAAGAGAGCCGUGGUGGGACAGCUGGUGCGGACAGAAACAGAUGCAUCCGGACAAUUACUGCAAGUAGUGGCGGCGACAUACAUGCCUGAUGAAGCUUCCACAGCUAAACACCGCACUCAUCUCGUGACAACCUACAGCAUUACGCCCCAUGCAUCCGACGUGAUUGACGAGAAGGCGGCAGAAGUGGGAGCGGAAAUACUUGUGGAGAUUCGAUGGAUUUCAAAAGAAAUGACGUGGUGUGGGCCCCACACGUUGCGGAUUGUGUACCCGUUCGUAUGUGCACCACGCUUGCCGGAUAAAAUUGUCUGUCGUACGCUGUUUUCAUCUCCCCUCAAAAUGGUAGCUAGCCCCAACUGCCGCAGCGGUGGGGGCGUGUUGAGUUGGAGGCUACGCAAAAUGGGUUGCAAGAUUUGGCUCACCCCGCAGAACGCCGCAAAGACGUUGCGGCGCGGCGACGAUGUUUUCAUCCUCACAUUUUACUUUCAGAACACCCUUCACGCUGGGUACCAGUGGGGCUCUCUCAGCCCUGUGCUUCUUGUGAUCUUCCUGGGCAUCAUACUGUGGAUGAUGCUAACGAAAGAUCUGAGUGUCUGA
Messenger RNA from Trypanosoma conorhini, 957 nucleotides. RefSeq lists its product as uncharacterized. The coding region runs from base 1 to 957 and encodes 318 amino acids. Lineage: Eukaryota; Euglenozoa; Kinetoplastea; Trypanosomatida; Trypanosomatidae. The record is from RefSeq and is a predicted model, not a curated record. The transcript has a single exon.